UAGCAUUGUUCUUGAAUAUUUAUGUACUUUUAAUUUCUCCAGGGCCGGAGAGGUUUACGAACCCAAAGCGCACAACAGCUGGGAUCGCAACAGCGAGAGUAAAAGCGUCCUGGGAAGUCGGUGACCAGCCACGGGCUGCCCAGGUCAGGUCCGGUCACGAUUUAGGAUACCGCAGAGUUACAAGAAGCGAAACCCCGCCGGCCCACUAGCUGCCCCGGACCCGGGGAGGCGGGGCCAGGAAACGCACCAAUGCGCAGACUCCGCGGCCGCACGCAGGCGCACAAGGGAGAGGCCACGGGGGCGGGGCCACGAGGGACGGAGGGAGCGUGCGACAGAGGGCCCCAGGCCCGAGUGGCUGAGGUUUGGGCGUUUCCGUCUUUUACGCCUUCGGAAGGAGAUGCGAGUGCCCAUGCCUUUGCAGGGCGUCUCGGUCGUGGAACUGGCCGGCCUGGCCCCGGGCCCGUUCUGCGGUAUGGUCCUGGCGGACUUCGGGGCGCAGGUGGUGCGUGUGGACCGGCCGGGCGCCCGCGGCGACCUGAGCCGGAUGGCCAGGGGCAAGCGCUCGCUGGCUGUGGACCUGAAGCAGCCGCGGGGAGCGGCGGUGUUGCGGUCGCUGUGCGCCCGGGCGGAUGUGAUGCUGGAGUCCUUCCGCCCUGGUGUGAUGGAAAAACUCCAGCUCAGCCCAGAGAUUCUGCAGAAGGAGAAUCCAAAGCUUAUCUACGCCAGGUUGAGUGGAUUUGGCCAAUCAGGAAGAUUCUCUAGGGUAGCAGGACAUGACAUCAACUACUUGGCUUUGUCAGGUGUUUUAUCAAGAAUUGGCAGAAGUGGUGAGGCUCCAUAUGCCCCACUGAAUCUCCUGGCUGAUUUUGGUGGUGGUGGCCUCAUGUGCACACUGGGCAUCCUGAUGGCGCUAUUUGAACGCACACGCUCUGGCAAAGGUCAGGUCAUUGAUGCAAACAUGGUGGAAGGAACAGCAUAUCUAGGUUCUUUUCUGUGGAAAACCCAACAAACAGGACUGUGGGAACAGCCUCGUGGACAGAACAUGUUAGAUGGUGGAGCACCUUUCUACACAACCUACAGGACGGCGGAUGGCGGGUUCAUGGCUGUUGGAGCAUUAGAGCCCCAGUUCUAUGAGCUGCUGCUCAGGGAUGUCCCUCAUGGUACUUCAGUGAUGGGGUCGCCAGAGCACAGAGAGACUUUGGUGAAUGAGAGUUUGUUGGCAUAUGUUACCACCACUUGAUGCUUCUGCAGUUUACCUUUCUUGCAGAUUCUCAUCUCAUUGACAUGUUGCCACAAGUUAGCAGGAAGAUUUGGGAUCCCCUCUUCCCUAAUUCAUAAUUGGACUGAAGUUACUUUGUUCCUGUGAAAUGUGAAUUUAAAGUUUACAGAUAAUUUAGUAUCUAAGAAGUCUUAGAAUAUACUCUGAAGCAAUGUGACAGGCUGGUUGCAGCACAUUUAUCUUUCAGCUUUAAGUUUGGAGUUUUAUUGCCGUGUUUGGUAGCUUUUCAGAUGCGCAGUGCUACUCAGAGUUAUUUGUAUAUUGCCGAAAGGACUGUUUCUGCUAGCCUCAGAAAGCAUUCUGUGAUCAACUAUAUUAACUUCACCAACUUAACUAUAAGUUAGAGAAAUCAUAGAACAAAAUGGUUUAUCUAGAUCAUAGAGGAUGCCUUUCCGGCCAGAAAUUAAGACUAAGACUAGAGAUCAAUUCAAAAUUCUGGACAGAGCAAUGCUAUACGAGGGGCUGAGUGGUGGGAACAACACUCCCACUCUGGGGUGCAGGGCCCUAGGAAGCAGCAGGUACAUAACAUAGUGGAGUCUGUGCCUUACAAAAACCUUGUGUUUUUGUCUAUAGGGAAUUUAAAUAUAAUAAUAAAAUUAACUAAUCUUCAGUGAAAUUUUGUUAUCACCAUGCACAGGCAAUUCUAAAUGACAGUUGCAACUGACUUUUUUUUUUUUUUUUUUUUUUUUUUUUUUGACAAAUGUCUCAGGAAUAGGGCAGUGUAAGCUCUGAGUCAGAUCAAAUAAAGACAAGCCCUGAGGAUGGGGGUUUUCAGGCAGCUGUCAGACAGGCCAAACAUUGGCGCUUCUCUCGGGGGAGGAUUUUGCGGGAGCUUCAAACUCAUUUUGCCUCCUCUUCCUUGGCUGUUAACCUACUGGUUUUCACGACUACCAUUGUUGAGAGCCUGUUGGUUUUCAAGGCCAUCACAGAGCUGGGGAGAGAGGGAUGAAAUUAGCCUAAGUUAUAACACCACAAAGCUCACUGGUCUUACUGAGUUCAGUCAUUUUUUUUCUUAAAUAUGCUCCUUAGAUUGUUGCAAGCUUUUAGUUAAUUUCUAGAGUUACAAAACUGUUGAUUCUGACAAUUUGUGCCAGUGUUCUUGUUGCUUUCAUGCAGGAGCCAAUUUUUGAAGGUCCUUGCUCUGUCAUUUCAGAAUUUAACUCCCCUCUGUGGUGUAUUUUGUUGUUUUCUUAAAAACUUACAUGUUUAGAAUGAUCAUUUCUAACAUCCACACUCCACUGCGUUUUAUAGCAGGCAGACUGCUCCAGCCCUUGACUUGUAAUCGUCUUCUCCCGGGCUUCCUCUUUCUGAGUCUAAACUCUGUAACCCCUCCAGUUGUUUUGCAGUCACGGCCUUUUGUGGUACCUUUCAUGUCCUCUCCCUUUAAAGUUCACUAAGGAUCCUUAGCUGGCAGGUAGCUUGUGCUUUAGGUGGACUUAGCAAGUUCAGUCAGCUUUUGUUUAAUCUACAUAGUCCAUGCCGAAAUGCCUCAGCAUCUUCUUUCAUCUACAAUAUUGAUUUGCAAAAAUAGUACUUUUCCUUGACCCAUACACAUUACUUCUCUCUCAGGCCUAACUGGACAAACCCCCAUAUCUGUAAUGAUUUUUUGAGGUAGUUUUAAUUUAUUUAUUUCACCUUAUAUACUGAGAUCUUUGAGAACAUACCUUCAUUUAGCUCUCAGUAUCUGAACAUAAAUACACAAGGUUUUUGUAAGUCUCCAACUCCUCUGUGCUAUGCCCUGCUGCUUUCCAGGGCAAAGAAAUCUGAAAGUACUGAGAAUUUCAUGACCUCUUGAGACUCUUGUAGUAAAUCAGAUAAGCAAUAGAGAAUUUUAUUUUAUUUUAUUUUAUUUUUGCGGUACACGGGCCUCUCACUGUUGUGGCCUCUCCCGUUGCGGAGCACAGGCUCUGGACGCACAGGCUCAGCGGCCAUGGCUCACGGGCCCAGCCGCUCCACGGCAUGUGGGAUCUUCCCGGACCAGGGCACGAACCCGUGUCCCCUGCAUCAUCAGGUGGACUCUCAACCACUGCUCCAGCAGGGAAGCCCACAAUAGAGAAUUUUUUAAAGUUGUUUUAAAAUUUCAAAAUGUUAUUAAAAGAAAACCAGAAAAUAACAAGUGUUGGUGAUGAUGUGGAGAAAUCAGAACCCCAUGCAUUACUGUUGCGAAUGUAAAACUGCAGCCACUGUGGAAAAUAGUAUAGUGGCUUCUCAAAAAAUUAAACAUAGAAUUACCAUACGAUCCAACGAUUCUACUUCUGGGUAUAUAUCCAAAAGAAUUAAAAGCGGGAACUUGAACAGAUAUUUGUACAUCCAUGUUCAUAGCAUUAUUUACAGUAGCUAAAAGGUGGAAGCAACCAAGGUGUCCAUCAACAGAUGAAUGGAUAAACAAAAUGUGAUAUAUAUAAAAAACAAUGAAAUAUUAGUCAGCCUUACAAAAGAAAGAAAUUCUGAUAUAUGCUGAACAUGGAUGAACCUUGAAGACAUUAUGCUAAGUGAAAUAAGCUUGUCACAGAAGGACAAAUAUUGUAUUAUUCCACUUAUAUGAGAUACCUGGAGUGGUCAAAUUCAUAGAAAGUAGAACGGUGGUUGCGAGGAGCUGGGGAAGCAGGGAAUGGAGAGUUAGUGUUUAAUGGGUAUAGAGUUUCAAUUGGGGAAGAUGGAAAGUUCUGGAGAUGGAUGGUGGUAAUGGUUCCAGAACAAUAUGAAUGUACUUAAUGACACAGUACUGUAUUCUUAAUAGUGAUUAAAAUGGUACAUUUUAUAUUUUGUGUAUUUUACCACAAUUUAAAAAAAUGAAAAAAAUUCAAAAUAAUAUAGUUUUUUAACGAAAAAAAAUGUAAACAAUACAGAAUUUGUAAAGUAAGAGAAAAAAAUUCUCCCUUGUCCUUCCGCUUUGGGUAAGUUUGGGAUAUGAAGAACUUUCCGUGUGCACAUACAAACACAAUUAAAGAAGAACUUUCCCUGUGUACAUACAAACACAAUUAAAAUUUUUUUACAAUUUAUAUAUAAUCUAUUUAAUUAUAUAAAUUUAUAAUUAAUAACUAUUUUUAUUCAAAAAUAUAGCUAAGACAUCCUUUUUUGUCAGUACCAAAGAUCUUCAGCCUCACCCUCUUUAUAUAGCAGCCAUAUCAUAUUCCGUGGUAUGCCUGUACUAAAAUUUAUUUAACCACUUCCUUAUUCAAGUUAAUUUACGUUUUUUCCAGGUUUACAUUAUAACACAUAAUGUUUAUUGUUUAUUAAUAAGCAUUAAUCUUUGUACAUAUGUCAUUGCAUACUUGCAGCAUACAUUUUGACUGCUUAAUAUGUGCCUAAUACUGUGUUACAGAGCAGAAAGUUUAUGACGUGUACUUAAAACAAUAAAUAUUUUGUAUAAUUGUGUGUGUGUGUGUGUGUGUGU
This is a messenger RNA of Mesoplodon densirostris (Blainville's beaked whale), 4676 nucleotides long. RefSeq names its product alpha-methylacyl-CoA racemase (gene AMACR). The transcript has 5 exons. Gene Ontology annotation, biological process: bile acid metabolic process. Lineage: Eukaryota; Metazoa; Chordata; Mammalia; Artiodactyla; Ziphiidae. Gene Ontology annotation, molecular function: alpha-methylacyl-CoA racemase activity. The record is from RefSeq and is a predicted model, not a curated record. Gene Ontology annotation, cellular component: mitochondrion. Bases 398 to 1240 code for a protein of 280 amino acids.